AUGCGGCGUCGCAAACACGUCAGAGACGCCGAGAUGAGUUAUUUGCAUUCGCUGGCGCGCCUGUCCGUCCCUCCGUGCCGGCUCCCAUCGAUCGCCUCCGCUCCGCCACAGAUCCCGGUCCGUCUGCGACCUCCGGCGCUGCCGUGCUGUCGCUCGCCGCGAACGCCUGCUGCCUCCCGACUUCACACGCACACCCCGCCGUCCGUGCCCGCCACUCGUCGCGGAUGCGCUGACGACGGCGACGACGACUACGGCUGCGAGGAUAAAUGUGCGCCUACAGGACGCCCACUGAUGCCUCGGAUAUUCGUCGUCGCUACAUAG
This is a messenger RNA of Angiostrongylus costaricensis, 321 nucleotides long. The record is from the annotation of a GenBank genome assembly. Lineage: Eukaryota; Metazoa; Nematoda; Chromadorea; Rhabditida; Metastrongylidae.